AUGUGGGGCACCGGCUCCCCCCCCCAACAAGCAGAGCGCAGGGCACCGGCUCCCCCCCAACAAGCAGAGUGCAGGGUACCGGCUCCCCCCAACAAGCAGAGCGCAGGGCACCGGCUCCCCCCCCCAACAAGCAGAGUGCAGGGCACCGGCUCCCCCCAACAAGCAGAGCGCAGGGCACCGGCUCCCCCCAACAAGCAGAGUGCAGGGCACCGGCUCCCCCCCAACAAGCAGAGUGCAGGGCACCGGCUCCCCCCCCAACAAGCAGAGCGCAGGAGUGCAGGGCACCGGCUCCCCCCCAACAAGCAGAGUGCAGGGCACCGGCUCCCCCCCAACAAGCAGAGCGCAGGGCACCGGCUCCGCCCCCAACAAGCAGAGUGCAGGGCACCGGCUCACCCCCAACAAGCAGAGCGCAGGGCACCGGCUCCCCCCCAACAAGCAGAGCGCAGGGCACCGGCUCCCCCCAACAAGCAGAGUGCAGGGCACCGGCUCCCCCCCCAACAAGCAGAGUGCAAGGCACCGGCUCCCCCCACCAACAAGCAGAGCGCAGGGCACCGGCUCCCCCACCCCACCCCCCCAACAAGCAGAGUGCAGGGCACCGGCUCCCCCACCAACAAGCAGAGCGCAGGGCACCGGCUCCCCCCAACAAGCAGAGUGCAGGGCACCGGCUCCCCUCCCCCAACAAGCAGAGCGCAGGGCACCGGCUCCCCCACCCCACCCCCCAACAAGCAGAGUGCAGGGCACCGGCUCCCCCCACCAACAAGCAGAGCGCAGGGCACCGGCUCCCCCCCAACAAGCAGAGUGCAGGGCACCGGCUCCCCCCCAACAAGCAGAGCGCAGGGCACCGGCUCCCCCACCCCACCCCCCCAACAAGCAGAGUGCAGGGCACCGGCUCCCCCCCUAACAAGCAGAGCGCAGGGCACCGGCUCCCCCCCAACAAGCAGAGCGCAGGGCACCGGCUCCCCCCCCACCCCCCCCAACAAGCAGAGUGCAGGGCACCGGCUCCCCCCCAACAAGCAGAGCGCAGGGCACCGGCCCCCCCCCCAACAAGCAGAGUGCAGGGCACCGGCUCCCCCCCCAACAAGCAGAGUGCAAGGCACCGGCUCCCCCACCAACAAGCAGAGCGCAGGGCACCGGCUCCCCCCCAACAAGCAGAGCGCAGGGCACCGGCCCCCCCCCAACAAGCAGAGUGCAGGGCACCGGCUCCCCCCCAACAAGCAGAGUGCAAGAGUGCAGGGCACCGGCUCCCCCCAACAAGCAGAGUGCAGGGCACCGGCUCCCCCCCCCAACAAGCAGAGUGCAGGGCACCGGCUCCCCCCAACAAGCAGAGCGCAGGGCACCGGCUCCGCCCCCAACAAGCAGAGUGCAGGGCACCGGCUCACCCCCCAACAAGCAGAGCGCAGGGCACCGGCUCCCCCCAACAAGCAGAGCGCAGGGCACCGGCUCCCCCCCAACAAGCAGAGUGCAGGGCACCGGCUCCCCCCCAACAAGCAGAGUGCAAGGCACCGGCUCCCCCCACCAACAAGCAGAGCGCAGGGCACCGGCUCCCCCCCAACAAGCAGAGUGCAGGGCACCGGCUCCCCCCCAACAAGCAGAGUGCAAGGCACCGGCUCCCCCCACCAACAAGCAGAGCGCAGGGCACCGGCUCCCCCACCCCACCCCCCCAACAAGCAGAGUGCAGGGCACCGGCUCCCCCCACCAACAAGCAGAGCGCAGGGCACCGGCUCCCCCCCAACAAGCAGAGUGCAGGGCACCGGCUCCCCACCCCAACAAGCAGAGCGCAGGGCACCGGCUCCCCCCACCCCACCCCCACCCCAACAAGCAGAGUGCAGGGCACCGGCUCCCCCCCAACAAGCAGAGCGCAGGGCACCGGCCCCCCCCAACAAGCAGAGUGCAGGGCACCGGCUCCCCCCCUCCAACAAGCAGAGUGCAAGAGUGCAGGGCACCGGCUCCCCCCCCAACAAGCAUAGUGCAGGGCACCGGCUCCCCCCCAACAAGCAGAGCGCAGGGCACCGGCUCCCCCACCCCACCCCCCCAACAAGCAGAGUGCAGGGCACCGGCUCCCCCCCCCAACAAGCAGAGUGCAGGGCACCGGCUCCCCCCCCCAACAAGCAGAGUGCAGGGCACCGGCUCCCCCCCAACAAGCAGAGCGCAGGGCACCGGCUCCGCCCCCAACAAGCAGAGUGCAGGGCACCGGCUCACCCCCAACAAGCAGAGCGCAGGGCACCGGCUCCCCCCAACAAGCAGAGCGCAGGGCACCGGCUCCCCCCAACAAGCAGAGUGCAGGGCACCGGCUCCCCCCAACAAGCAGAGUGCAAGGCACCGGCUCCCCCCACCAACAAGCAGAGCGCAGGGCACCGGCUCCCCCCACCCCACCCCCCAACAAGCAGAGUGCAGGGCACCGGCUCCCCCCACCAACAAGCAGAGCGCAGGGCACCGGCUCCCCCCAACAAGCAGAGUGCAGGGCACCGGCUCCCCUCCCCCAACAAGCAGAGCGCAGGGCACCGGCUCCCCCACCCCACCCCCCCAACAAGCAGAGUGCAGGGCACCGGCUCCCCCCACCAACAAGCAGAGCGCAGGGCACCGGCUCCCCCCCAACAAGCAGAGUGCAGGGCACCGGCUCCCCCCCAACAAGCAGAGCGCAGGGCACCGGCUCCCCCACCCCACCCCCCAACAAGCAGAGUGCAGGGCACCGGCUCCCCCCCUAACAAGCAGAGCGCAGGGCACCGGCUCCCCCCAACAAGCAGAGCGCAGGGCACCGGCUCCCCCACCCCACCCCCCCAACAAGCAGAGUGCAGGGCACCGGCUCCCCCCCAACAAGCAGAGCGCAGGGCACCGCCCCCCAACAAGCAGAGCGCAGGGCACCGGCCCCCCCCCCAACAAGCAGAGUGCAAGGCACCGGCUCCCCCACCAACAAGCAGAGCGCAGGGCACCGGCUCCCCCACCCACCCCCCAACAAGCAGAGUGCAGGGCACCGGCUCCCCCCACCAACAAGCAGAGCGCAGGGCACCGGCUCCCCCACCCCACCCCCCAACAAGCAGAGUGCAGGGCACCGGCUCCCCCCACCAACAAGCAGAGCGCAGGGCACCGGCUCCCCCCAACAAGCAGAGCGCAGGGCACCGGCUCCCCCCCAACAAGCAGAGUGCAGGGCACCGGCUCCCCCCAACAAGCAGAGUGCAGGGCACCGGCUCCCCCCACCAACAAGCAGAGUGCAAGGCACCGGCUCCCACCCCCCAACAAGCAGAGCGCAGGGCACCGGCUCCCCCCAACAAGCAGAGUGCAGGGCACCGGCUCCCCUACCCCCCCAACAAACAGAGUGCAGGGCACCGGCUCCCCCCAACAAGCAGAGUGCAGGGCACCGGCUCCCCCUACCCCCCCAACAAGCAGAGUGCAGGGCACCGGCUCCCCCCCAACAAGCAGAGCGCAGGGCACCGGCUCCCCCCGCCCAACAAGCAGAGCGCAGGGCACCGGCUCCCCCCCACCAACAAGCAGAGUGCAGGGCACCGGCUCCCCCCCAACAAGCAGAGUGCAGGGCACCGGCUCCCCCCUCCCAACAAGCAGAGUGCAAGGCACCGCCCCCCCCCAACAAGCAGAGCGCAGGGCACCGGCUACCCCCAACAAGCAGAGUGCAGGGCACCCGCUCCCCCACCCCACCCCCCAACAAGCAGAGUGCAGGGCACCUCACAACAAGCAGAGCACCGCCCCCCCAACAAGCAGGAGGAACACAGUCUGACCUACAUGUACUGGGACUAG
Molecule: messenger RNA, 3750 nt
Organism: Salmo salar (Atlantic salmon)
Lineage: Eukaryota; Metazoa; Chordata; Actinopteri; Salmoniformes; Salmonidae
Source: RefSeq, a predicted model, not a curated record